UCGCUCUAGACAGUGCUCUGCGCAAGCGCAGAAAGAUUCGGGAAACUGGAUUGGGAGCUGGCGAAGUGGAGGUAAUCGUUCCGACAUGGCAGAGGUGGAGGAGACACUAAAGCGACUUCAGAGCCAGAAAGGAGUGCAGGGCAUCAUUGUGGUGAACACCGAAGGCAUUCCCAUCAAGAGCACCAUGGACAACCCCACCACCACGCAGUACGCCAGCCUUAUGCACAACUUCAUCUUGAAGGCCCGGAGCACUGUGCGGGAAAUUGACCCCCAGAAUGACCUCACUUUCCUUCGCAUUCGUUCCAAGAAAAAUGAAAUUAUGGUUGCACCAGAUAAAGACUAUUUCCUGAUUGUGAUUCAGAAUCCAACUGAAUAAGUCAUCUCUUGUCUUCCUGCAUCAUUCCUUAAUUUAAUAUUCCCCGUGAAUCUUGUUAAUCACGUCAAUCGACUGGCACUUGGCACUUGGAUAUCAACUUAGACCCUCCUCAGACCGUGCGUGGCUGCAGCUCCUCCCUCCCACCAGUGCCAUCACCCCUCAGUUCCUGGAAGGGCCCUCCUCUCUCUCAAUCACGUUUCUAGCAGAACUUGUGAGAGGCCUAUGCCUUGCAUCCUUCUGACCUUCAGUUCAUUUGUUUUUCUUUAACUAAAAAUAAUCUAGUGCUUA
Messenger RNA from Sorex fumeus (smoky shrew), 664 nucleotides. RefSeq names its product dynein light chain roadblock-type 1 (gene DYNLRB1). Gene Ontology annotation, molecular function: dynein intermediate chain binding. The record is from RefSeq and is a predicted model, not a curated record. Gene Ontology annotation, biological process: microtubule-based movement. The transcript is spliced from 4 exons. NCBI's taxonomy places the organism in Eukaryota, Metazoa, Chordata, Mammalia, Eulipotyphla, Soricidae. The coding region runs from base 86 to 376 and encodes 96 amino acids. Gene Ontology annotation, cellular component: cytoplasm; cytoplasmic dynein complex; centrosome.